Messenger RNA from Musca domestica (house fly), 3122 nucleotides. Its product is annotated as proteoglycan Cow. The coding region runs from base 245 to 2278 and encodes 677 amino acids. Gene Ontology annotation, molecular function: calcium ion binding; protein binding. Gene Ontology annotation, biological process: establishment of protein localization to extracellular region. Lineage: Eukaryota; Metazoa; Arthropoda; Insecta; Diptera; Muscidae. The record is from RefSeq and is a predicted model, not a curated record. The transcript is spliced from 12 exons.
UACAAAUCAGUAGACGUUUAGACGUGGUCGUGUUCAAAGGUAAAGCUAGCGGAACAGAUAACAAAGAAAACGGUUCGCCUUGAUACACACACUCUCUCAAAUUCCAUUGUCUGAUUUGGUGUUUUUGCACGGAAAAUCGUUUAACUUAAUUCCGAACAAAAUCCGGAUAAUAUAAAGCAUUGUUAUUGCUACUUGCUUGUGUGUUUGUGCAGUGCAGCAGUAAACAGAAUAUUUGGCCAUCAUUAUGAAGUGUUUAGUGCCGUUAAUGACCGUAAUUGGUCUGGUGUUAUUGAUGUCAUCGUCUAUGGCUCCGGGGGCAGAGGCUAAGAAACCAAAAAAGUAUAUUGGCGAAAAUGGUGGCGAUUUUGAAUUUAUUGAUGAGGUUAAUAAAAAUGCCCAAAUGACAUCAAAGAAUUCCGUAUCUGGCUCAGGCAUCGGCAUCAUCGGUUCAAGCAUGAAUGGUGAACGCAAACGAUGGAUACACGAUCCAACAAGCGAUCUUUGCCGCCCGUUGAGCUGCAAGAAACGUGAAAUAUGCCUGCUGGAAAAUGAAUAUAGUGCAGUUUGUGUGUCCAAAAAGGAAUUGCACAAAAAUCGUGAUGAAAUUAUCACGAAAUCAAAAUAUUUGGAAGAACAGGCGAAACGUAGAGCCGCAGCCAUAGCAGCGGCUAAUCACAAUGAUAAUGCCCGUAUCAAUGAUAACGGCAACAGCAACAACAAUCUUAUAAAUAACAAUAAUCACGAGACCGAUGAUGACGAUGACAACGAAGAUGAUGAAGACGAUAUGGACAUUAGCAAUGGUGACGAUAAUAACGUUGACAUCCUAUCAGGAAAUGAGGAAAAGAAUUACAACAGCCUCAAUUCCAAUCUCAAUCUGAUGGGCGGUGGCAAUGUCAAGCUGGCAAGCACAAGUCUCAAGAAUACAAAUGGCAAUAACAAAAACCUGUUAAAGAAUGACAACAACGAUGAUAUUGAAUCCAAGGAGGAUGAUGUCUUCUAUGAAAGUAACGCCGGCUUGGAUAAUAAGAAUGCCAACAACGAUGACGAAGAGGAUGAAGACAAUUGCAAACCGUGUCCUGUAGCAAAACCCACAUUCCUUUGUGGCAACGACAAUAGAACGUAUUCAUCGUUAUGCAGAUUGGAUUAUCACAAUUGCAUACAUGCAACAUCCAUAAGGAUUGCCUGCAAAGGAUUCUGUCCGUGCAAGGACAACAUCAAUGAGAAACGUCUACAACGUCUUAAUGAACGACAGAAUGCCUUCAAUGCCAAGUAUAAGAAGACCAUGGAACAACAACAGGAAAAGCAACAACAACAAUACAAAGAGAAUAGCAACAAUAACAUAAUAAGCAGCAGCAACAACAAUGAAUUCAAUACCAUCAUGGAUGAUAAGGAUGAUAAUAAUCGUCAUUACAAUCACAUCAAUUCGCAAUUCACUUUCACGCCAGAAGAGAUCAAAUACGACAACAAACACUACAAAUAUCUCAAGUACACUGCUUACAAAAAGGACAACCAACAAUACCAAGAGGAUAAACAUAAAAUCCGUGGCUACAAUGAAGUAAUUGAGAAACCUCAGAAAUACCAAAAGAACAACAACCUCAACAAUGGAAUUUCCCACUCUUCUUCAUCUCGUUCUUCAGGUUAUCCCUCCAAAUCGCCUGAAUGCAAGCCUCAACAAUUGACCGCCAUUGGCAAUCGCCUGCUCGAUUGGUUCUCUGUCAUUAUGGCCGAUAGCAAGAAACGUCGUCAACAUAGUCAAAAAUCCAAAGCUCACUUCCCUCCCGCCUGCAAGACCGAAGCCAAAUGGAUGUUCGGUCAUUUGGAUUUGAACAACGAUGGCUAUUUGUCGCUUCAGGAAAUGUACGAUCUGGAACAUGAUCAAAACGAGCGAUGCAUUAAGCCGUUCAUCGAUACCUGCGAUUUGGAUCAGGAUAAUUCAAUAAAUACACGCGAAUGGUGUCGUUGCUUCGAGAAAACGGAUCGUCCUUGUGCUGCCGUACGACGAAGAAUCGCUGGCGAUUUUGCAGGUGAGAUAGGAGCAUAUGCACCAGAUUGUGAUGUCCAGGGUUUCUACAAGCCAACCCAAUGCCAUAACUCGGUUGGUGUCUGCUGGUGUGUGGAUAAGCAUGGUGUCGAAUUUGCCAAUACCCGUACACGAGGCAAACCAAAUUGUGAAUCCGUGGUAAAUAAUGCGUCAUCUCUAACGUCCGAUGAUGAAGAUGAAGAGACCGACGAUGAUGACAGUGCGGAAGGUAGUGCCGAUCAAAUUAUGGUAUUUUAAAUUAUGGAUAGAUUCAGCAGCAACAACAAAAAUGUCCAUAACAAAAACAUAAAACAACAAAAGAAUUAUAAUAAUAAUUACCGAACUUAAAAAAUAAUAACAAAAGCUUCAUUCCAUAUAAAAAAGAAAAAUAAGAAAAAAAAAACAAACUACAAAAAAAAAUAGUUAAAAACAACAAAGAAAAACGAGGAAAUUAUUAUUUUUGUGUUUUUCAUUUAAAAGAAAGAACAGAGAAAAGAGAAAAUUUUUAAAAACAAAAACUACAUUUGAAAACAGAACUCAAUUUCAUGCUACAAAAACAAAAUCAUUAAAACAAAAUCAUACCAAAAUAAAACAAAAAAAAAAAAAAUGAAACAAGAAUGGAACAGAAGGAAACCAAGUAGCAAAAGAAAUACAAGGAAACGGGCCAAACGUAGUAACGAAGCCAAUUAAAGCCAGCCGGAAACGAAUAAAGAAGCCGGAAACUUGAAUAUUUUUCAUGUAAUUGGAUUUAACGACAACAGCAAUAACUAAGAAAAGUGAAAUAAUGCAACCAUAUUUAAAUUUAUGCGCCAACAAACAAAACGGAAGUAAAUGACGAAUGAAAAAGAAAAUGACACAAAAAAGUAGCGAAAGAUGACUGCGAACUGCUUUAAUGCUUUCUGUUGUAAAGAAACCGAUUUCUGUUUUGGUUCUCCCCCACUCGUUUCCCCUACAAUGUCUAAUGGUUAAGUUAACUCUCUUGGUUUUGGUUUCGAUUCUAAUAUAAGCUGCGCUCUAAUUAUUGUCAUAUUUAAAUAAGAAAACACGAUUUAAUAAAAACUUAGAGAUUAAUAAUAAAAAUUAAUUUUUUUGGUUUUCAAAA